Acanthoscelides obtectus is the source of this 309-nucleotide messenger RNA. Lineage: Eukaryota; Metazoa; Arthropoda; Insecta; Coleoptera; Chrysomelidae. The record is from the annotation of a GenBank genome assembly.
AUGAUGCAUGUGAUACGGGUAUCACUAAAUGAACAGCAGUUCAUAAAGACAUUAGUAAAAUUGAAAAAACGCAUUCAAGAAUGUUACUUGAAAGGACCCUGGAUAGGCAUAACUGAACCUGGGACUAUUGGGGCACCAGAGGGGUUCAAUUUGUGGGUAGUAUUACCUGAAGAAGUUUUAGGUAGCUAUUGGUACAAAGUCCGCAGCUUUGCAACACCAAUGACGCCACAAGCAACUCUGGCCCCAGCAUUACCAGUGGUCUUGCUCAGCUCAUGGCCUCCCUUUCCCAAAUCAUCAGGAUCUGCAUGA